GCUGGGGGCUGCCUCGCCGCCCACACCUGCAGGCUCCAGCACCGCUGCCGGGACCAGCCCAGCGCCCCCAACCCACCACGGCCCCGCUCCCAACCCGGGAGCCCCCGAGGGCCCGAGCCGCUGCCCGGGCGCAGGGCGGGCGGGUGCCGGUCGCCAAGGCGACGCGUGAGGCCUCCGCCCGCUGCCGGCACCGCCAUGGGCCCCAAGCGGCCCAAGGCCGCCGCCGCCGCCGCCUCCGCGGGGCCCGCGGCGAAGAGCUGGGAGGCCGCGCUGGUGGCCGCCGCCCUGGAGGAGGAUGACUGGAAGCCUAGCAUCGCUUUUGUGGUUGGGACCAAAAUUGAGGAUGAAAUACACACAACAGCCUUGUCUCUUGCUGUGCAGGUGCCACAACGGAAGCUCUUCAGCGUGGUGACACGUGAAGAUAUCUUCAAACAGAUCACAGAAUCUGGAAAUCAAAAGGGAAAAAAGGUUAAGGAUGUGCCUAUGUUCUAUGAGGUAGUAGAAGCAGCCAAAGCCAUUCUUAACAGUGGAGAAGAGAUUCCUGUAACACUAACUGGAAAGCUAUUGAAAUUUCAACUGCUUUGUCUUAAACAGAAAGACAUUCAGAGAAGGGAAGCUGAAAAGAAGGCUGAAGAAGAGCGAAAAAAGGAAAAAGAUGGAGGAAAAGAGAAAGGUAAACCUCUUGGCAAGAAGGAGAAACCCCCUAGUGCCAAGACAGCUGAGAAAGAAAGGAAAGGAAGAAAGACAGACAUAGCCCCUGCAGUGCCAGCUACUGUUAAAAAGAACACACAAUUGAAGCGACGAGGAGAAGAAGAAGAGGAAUGCAAAUACAUUGAUGAUGAACCAGAUGAUGGUGCCCAUUAUUACUUUAUAAUCUUGGGUUUCCACAACCCUCAGCUACUGCCUGUGAUGUCUGAGCUUGGAGUUAAUGUUUCAAGUGUAAUCAGGAUUUCUUCUGAGAAUUAUAAUCCAUUACAGACAUAUUUGGAAGCAGCUAAACUUCAAGAAGAAUCUUCACUUUCACCUGAAGAUGUUGAAGCAGAGAAAAGAAGGAAAGAUGAAGCUGUCAAAGAUCUGGAAAUGUUUUGGAAAUACCUAGAGCCAGUUCUGAACAGUGGAAAGCAUGGAUCAAGUCUCUUUGACGUUGCCAGACUUCAUCACCUAGUUAAGGAGAAUGCCUUUCCCUCCGACUGGUCUGACAGAGAAAUGCUGCUUGCAUUUGGCACUGCAUUGUUUGAAAGUAUUGCUUGUUUAAUGUAUGACUGCCUGGAUUGGAGAAGACAGCAUUGUAACUACUUGGAAAACACCAAGUUUAUUAAUGUGCCUGAAUUAUCAGAGAGCACAUCAACACAACCACCUGUAACUGAGAUACAACCAGCACCACAAGUUACACCUUCAAAGAAAAAAGGGCAAGCAGAAGAAAAUCUGCCAACAGUGAUUUUGUCACAGGAGAAAGAAGUUUCUUUUUUGGCUGCCUCUGUAGAUAUGAGAUAUUACAAUGACUUGCUGAAUCAGAUUCCAGAGGAAUACUUUUCUGUGCCCUUAAUGCUGAGCUGCAUGCUGGAACAAGUUAUUGCAAGUGAAGAAGACCUUACACCACCUAGUCUGGUGGUGCCAGAGCGCCGGGCAGAUGGGCUACAUCAUGCCAUUGCAGAUCAUAUAGCCUCUGUCCUUCCUUCUCUUCCACUUUCUGAGAGUGAAAAAAAGAAUCUCUAUGACUACUUUUCUCCUCAGUACAGUGAAGAAACUGUAACCCCCAAGUAUCCUCUCUUAUUUAAUUACCAUGAUACUCUGGGUCAGCGAUUACACCUGCUGAAGGUCCAAGACAACUUAAAUCCAGAAAAGAUUGAACAUGAAAUGAUGGAUAAAUUGCCUCUAAAGGAACUUAUCCAUUUCACCCUUCCUUCAACUAUAAACAACACUAAACGCUUGGCCAGUGUUCAUGAGCUCAUGCAUUAUUGCACUAGUGAACUUCUGAGUUGGGCUGAAGUAGAAAGAGCCUUCAGAGUGUUUACUUUUGAAAGCCUGACGCUGACUGGGCUGAGUGACUCUGGUCUCCUGGAGAGCUCUGGAUCUAUGGUUGGAGGUGAUUCUGAAGUGUCUUAUAUCCCUUGGGAUAAUCCAGCCAGGUUUGCAAGACAGCUGAGACAACUCUUCCUUAUGGAAACGAAGCUUAAUGAGAAAUCACCAAGAGGCUCUGGAACUGCUGAAACAGAUGAUAAGAAUGGAAGAGAUUGUCUGGCCGAUCCUGUUUUCAACAAAGAAUUGGAUCUUUUUUCUUCUGAUCUGGUGAGUCUGGAAAAUAAUGGCAUAGAACCAAACUUAGAAGAAAUAAAAAAGAUUCAGAAGCGUUGUCUGACAGACUGGAGUUUUGCUGAGUAUUUUCAACCCCACGUUCUUCUUCAGGUUCUGUAUACUGCAAACCAAGAGUAUAGAUGUAUUGAUUGCUUUUAUCAUACCCAAGAUAAUUCUUUACUAAUGGUUCUUCACAAUCCUAUGAAUCAGUAUCGUUCAUGCCAAGAGACGUGGGAUGUUGCAUUACACUCUAAUGUUGGAUUCAGGAACUAUCUUGAGCUGGUAGCCAACUCGAUUGAAGACUGGGUAAAAGAAGAAGAAGUCAAAUACCAAGAAGAGAAGAUAGCCAAGGAAACAGAAGCUCUUAAACUGGCAGGAGGCACUGCAGAAGGACCUUCUGAAUUUUCUGAAUGUGCUGUCAAAAAAAAUGGCUUGCCUAAGAACGCCGCAAACAGCACAUCAAGAUGUGAGAGCGUAAUGGAGACCAUUCCAGAAUCUCAACCCAGCAAUGAAAAAAGUCCUUUUAUUAGAGAAGGUUCUCUUAAGGCUUGGAAAGAGGAACAGAAUCGGUUACAAGAGGAAGAACGACUUAAGGAAGAAAAAAAAGCAAAAAAAGAAAAUUUGGGUGAUAAAAAGAAAAGACAGGAGACAGCAAUAUGUGUAGAAAGUGAAGGUUCCAAUAAGAAAUCUUCCAAAGAAAAACCUGAAGAUGAGGCAGCAAAAGCCUCUGAACCUGAGGAGGAUCCCAGCAUCCCAGAAACACAUUCUGAGAAAGUGUACAAGUUUCUUGGCUACAACAUGGGGGAGGGUCUCAUUCAAGUAUCUGGAAUCAAUCACUAUCUUUUCCCAUCUGAUGGAGGACAGAUUCAAGUAGAGAAGAUAGAGUUUGUAAAAGGUCUAACUUUGGUGAAGCUGAAAGUGAUAAAGGACAACCACAAUUUCUUCAUUCAUAUCACGGACCCCAAGAAAGACUUAACAGAAAUUGAAGUGCAAGAAAAUAAUGAAGAACAGAAAGUUACAUCAGGAAAAAUGAAGAAUCAAAAGAAAGCUGUGAGCAAGUUUGGAUCUUUUUCAGCCACCUUAGAAAAUGGAAUCCAGCUGUCCCUGAGCUAUUAUGGACCUACAGGGAAGACAGCAGAUGAUGAAACAGAUCCUGUCUUAGCAACAGUUCUGAACAUCCCUUCUGUUCAUAUUCCGACUGUUUUUCCUUCUUCUACAUCAGCUUCAGGAAAAAAAGAUAAGUCAAUCAAACAAAAACCAGGAAAAUCUCUGCCAUCUACAAAAGCAAGCCAUAGCAGAGUAAGCUCUACACCACCAGACACCCACAUAAAACAAGAAGAAGGAAAGGUGGAAAUAGAAGAACCAGCUUCCCAAACACAAGUCAUUUCAGAUGCUCUUGCUUUCCGAAGCUUGAAUAUCUCCUGUCCCAAUGGACUAGUAUUAACUUUCCUUGGUGAAAGUUUUGAAGAUUUGAAAGGUGAGACCAAAGCAGAUGAAGCCAAGGAAGAGGAGCCUGAGAAAGGUGAGACCAAAGCAGAUGAAGCCAAGGAAGAAGAGCCUGAGAAAGGUGAGACUAAAUCAGAUGAAGCCAAGGAAGAGGAGGUUGAGAAAGCUGUAACCAGAGCGAAUGAAGCAAUGGAGGAAGAGAUUGUGGAAAGUGGAGAGAAAGAACAUGAGGUUACAGAAGGUGAAGUAAAGCAAGAAGACACCAAAAGAAAAAAGGCAAAACAGCCUGCUCUGGAAAUUCUUGUUAGGCAAAGUUAUCCCCAAAAGAUAAAGAACUCUCAACUAUAUACAUCCGUGGCAAGACAUAUAGAACAAGAGGUGUCAAGAGUCAUCACUGGACAAGGAACUGUCGUAAAGUAUAUGAUGGAUGGAUCUACCUGGAUUCUGUUUGCUGAUGGCACAGUGAGUAGGAGUCCUGAUUCUGGCCCUGUCCUUCCACCACCUGCAAUUCCAGAUAACACGGAACUGUUGCCAGAAUCAGAGCCUUUACCAGAGACCAGCACUAAGAAAGGAAAAGGAAAUGACAGAAAUGGUGUAUCACACCCAAACAAGGAUGAAGUGUCUGAAAAUACCGUUCAGGGUCUAGUUGAUUCUGAGCAACCUAAGGAGAAUCAGGCAGGAACCUGGAUAACAACAACCCCAUUAGGCAUUCAAGUGGGCACUGAAGGAGCAAAACGAAUGGAUCUGGAGCCAAUCUUAAUCUAUCAGGCAACUGACCCAGCUGAUGGAACGGUUAUGACCGUACGAGAUGAUGAAGUGAUAAUUGUUGAGAAGCUGGAUGGUAGCAGAGUAGUAGAUCAUGCUGAUGGUACUAGGAUCACAACUUUUUAUCAAGACUGCAAAGAACUUUUUAUGCCUGAGGACAGUGAGGAAAGAGAUGAACGCUCAGAAGCCAUCACAAAGAAAGUGAAAUAUGUACGAGUAGAAAAUCCCAAGUUUGCUACCGUUACAACAAAUUGUGAGGAUGGUUCUUGUUGUACCAUCUUUGGAGAUGGGACAUCUGUUACAGCAAAGCCACAGGGAACAUACCAGGUUUUACCCAUCAAGACAGGCUCCCUUUUCAUUGAUGAAGAUUGCACGGCAGUUUAUACCCAUGAAGUUUACAAUUUCAUCAGCAAGAAAGAAGGAAAACAAACAGGGAGAUAUGUUAUGAAACACACUUCCAGCACUAUUUGUGAAAUGAUGGACCCUGAAGGAAAUCUUUUCAAGGUCAUGGCUGAUGGUAGCACAUCUGUGGUUAUUCCUAGCACUGGCCCUGACAACAAGGAGAACAGAAGUUCAGCAUCAGUACUCCCAGAAGAUAAGAAACCUGUCAUUUAUGAUGAGCAUGUCCCCAGGUUCUUCGUCAUCCACACGGAUGGUUCAGGAACUGAACUCCUACGGAGCCGGGAUGUAGAAGAGUAUCUCGCUGAGGCUUCUAGAGAUCCAGCUGCUGUGGUCUUGCAGGAACCUGUACAAGAACAUCCAGGUGUUUUAAGUAUUACUGUCCUCAGCCCAUUGCUUGAAGCUUCCCCCUGGGUAAUGAAGAAAGAACCAGAGAGUAUUGUUCCUCCAAAUCUUCAGGCAAGGACCUGGAAUACAUUUUCUCCUCACGAGAGGAAGAUCACAGAUCCUCCAGUCAGAACACAUAUUUGGAAGGGUCUCCACAUCGGAUCCCAAAAGCAGCCGUGCUUGCCAGUACCUGUGCGAAAAUGUCCUAAUAAACUGCAAAUUCGUCAACUGUUCCAGUAUGAGCCACUCAGUGACAAACUAAGAGAAAAGCUACAGCUUUCUCUCAAGGAAUACAUAGAAAACAUUUUAAAGCAGGAAAGUGACCUGGAAGAGAUGAAUGUAAAAGAACCAAGAACAGAAGAUGAAAAAGAGAAUGCUGCAAAUCUCCUUGAUCUGGUUACGUCCUUCCCUAUCUGGGAGAAGUCAUCUGAAGAUCUAAGUGCCAGAGCUCACAUAACUGAGCUGUAUGAACAUGCAGUGGCUUCCCAAUGCCAGCAUAACAGAGAGAAAACAGUCAAUAAGCAAACAGAGGAACAGGAGCAGAGUUCCAGCACAAACGGACAAACAUCAGUGUCCAAAUGGCAGAGCAAACUACAAGAGUACAGGAAAGAACUUGAUGAAGAAAAGAAAACCUUAAUGGCAAUAAGAAACAAAAUAAUUCCUCCAUAUUUUGAAUCAGAAUGGGGCAAGGCAUUUCUCUCAAAAAAGUUUCCUGAUGUGGAAGCACUGUCUAAGGAACUUCCUCCAGUUCCAAAAAUAGAAAGUGAAAAUCUCCUUUUAGAGACGAUCAAAAACCCCAGGAGAGCAUCUGAGUGUCUCAACAGCACAAGUGAUUCUUCACCAUCUCCUGGUCUUCUGCUGAAGACUCAAUCAAAGCAAAGUAAAGGUUCCAGCAGCACAACAGAUCAAAGCAAGGCUGCAGGGUCACAAGAGAUACCCUUUCGACUUAAAGUUCAGAGUCUGCUGGUGAAUGCUGCAGGACAGCCAAGAAAAGAGAAAGUGAGAUUACCGUCUUCACUUCAGGGAAGAAAACCAAACUCCAUACCACACAAAAAGAUAGAAGAUCCUGCCGCAGGAAAAGUCAACAUAUCUUCUCUUGCAACAACAAAAUGGCAUCAUUGUGGCUUCCAUCUCAUUCCACCUAGAGUGACAUUUGGAGUACUAAAGGAAGGCUGCACCUAUGCAACCACUGUGAUUCUGAAGAAUGUUGGCAUAAACUUUUCAAGGUUUCGGGUGAAGCAACCACCUCCGCACACCGGACUGAGCGUGAUGUACACACCAGGACCUGUGGCAGCAGGAUUGCACGUUGAACUGGAGAUAGAAAUAUUCGCCAUGGUAAUUGGAGGGGAAGGUACUGACGGUCGUGAAGAAAUUUCCCAUGAUAUUGAAAUAUUAACAGAAGCAGAGACCAUUCUCCUGCCUGUGAGAGCAACUGUGUUAGCCACUGACAUCUAUGAGUGCCGCCCUCAAGGAUACCCCCAGGGUGGGAUGGCAGAAGCAGUCUGGACAGCUUCUACAAAACCUAAGCCACGGUUCCGGAUCACACUACCCCGAAAACUUUCUAGCUAAUGUCAGAGCCCUGGAAGAAUGAUGUAAAAAAUCGGCAGUAGUGAAUUACCUGAAUUUUAGUCCAAUGUUAUGGAAACAUUCCCAAUAUAGACAUUUUCAUUUGUUUAAU
Oxyura jamaicensis (ruddy duck) is the source of this 6970-nucleotide messenger RNA. It is a transcript of the gene SPAG17, whose product is annotated as sperm associated antigen 17. NCBI's taxonomy places the organism in Eukaryota, Metazoa, Chordata, Aves, Anseriformes, Anatidae. Bases 196 to 6861 code for a protein of 2221 amino acids. The transcript has 48 exons. The record is from RefSeq and is a predicted model, not a curated record. Gene Ontology annotation, cellular component: axonemal central apparatus. Gene Ontology annotation, biological process: axonemal central apparatus assembly; epithelial cilium movement involved in extracellular fluid movement.